CAAAAAAAUAAACCGACGAAACGAAGAAUUUAAUUAAAAAUUUAAAUAAAAAUGGAACAAAAUCACGACUACAAACACCAGAGAAACCACGAUGAGGACCAAGGAACGGAUCACCAACAUAGCUCAAAGUAUCAGAGAGCGGAGGGUCCCAAUUCCCGCGUUGUGGCAACGCAUUACAACAACAUCGAGGAGAAAGGCCUCGCCGAAAGACUGAAAUCGAAAAUCUUCCACAUGCGGAACUUCAACAAUUGGGUCAAAAGUAUGCUCAUCACGGAAUUUGUGUACAAAAUCCGGAACCAAAAUCCGCGCGAUCACCGCAUGAAAGUGCUCGAUUUGUGCUGCGGCAAGGGCGGCGAUCUGCUGAAAUGGCAAAAAGCGAAUAUCGGUCACUUGAUUUGCACAGAUAUCGCCGACGUGAGUCUGGAGCAGUGCAAGGAGCGGUAUAACACGACAAAAGCUCGCAACCACCGGACAUUUUCGGCGGAAUUUUUUGCCGCAGAUGCCACACACGUCGUUUUGCGGGACUUGUACCAAGAUCAGACCAAAAUAGACUUGACGAGUUGUCAGUUUGCCUUCCAUUACUGCUUUGAGUCGAUGCCACAGGCGGAAAUGAUGCUGCGAAAUGCCUCGGAAACCCUCCGACCGGGCGGAUAUUUUAUCGGGACCAUGCCAGAUGCCUACGAAAUCAUGGCGCGUCACCAAAAGUCAAAAGACACGAAAAAAUUCGGCAACGAUAUUUAUCAUAUCGAGUUGGAGUUCGAUACGGAUGAGCAACCGCCCUUUUUUGGGGCCAAAUAUAACUUUCAUCUGGAAGAAGCGGUCGAUUGUCCGGAAUUUCUCGUGUAUUGGCCCUGUCUCGUCAAAUUGGCGGAGAAUUUUAAGCUGAAACCGGUGCUUAUGGAAACCUUUGAGGACUUUUAUAAGCGAAAAAUUCAAUAUGGACGCGAUUUGGCUCGCAGAAUGAGAGUUUUUGAACCAUAUUCCUUACAAGAACGGGAUUUGUCGUAUGAUGAUCCAGCGGAAUAUCAACAUGCGAGAGAUUAUCUCAGAGAAAGACGCCGUCACGACAGAUAUCAAGUGGAUACGUUAUCGAAAUCUGAGUGGGAAGCGAUAUCUCUCUAUUGUGUAUUUGCCUUCCAAAAAGUUGAAGAAUGAUAAAAUAAAAUUGUUAAAAAAAGUCACGGACUGCGUUGUGCUCAAACGUAAAUUUUAUUGAUUGUACAAAUUAAAGUGCUGAUUGACUGAA
Messenger RNA from Culicoides brevitarsis, 1246 nucleotides. It is a transcript of the gene Rnmt, whose product is annotated as mRNA cap guanine-N7 methyltransferase. Gene Ontology annotation, cellular component: nucleus. Gene Ontology annotation, molecular function: mRNA 5'-cap (guanine-N7-)-methyltransferase activity. Gene Ontology annotation, biological process: 7-methylguanosine mRNA capping. Lineage: Eukaryota; Metazoa; Arthropoda; Insecta; Diptera; Ceratopogonidae. The record is from RefSeq and is a predicted model, not a curated record.